AGGGCGUCUGCGUGGCCGCUUCCGCCCUCUUGACGCGACGCAACUUCUUCUCGCGAGAGGAGGGAAACGAGAAGCCGGCGGCAGCGGAGAAGCACGUAACCUAGGCGGCAGGUCCGUCAGCACUGCACGAUGGCAGACUUUGGGAUCUCAGCUGGCCAGGUCGUUGCAGUGGUCUGGGACCAGUCAUCCCCAGUGGAGGUCCUGAAAGAUAUGGUGGAUAAACUUCAAGUGCUAACUGGCAGUGAGGGCCGAGUGUCUGUGGAAAACAUCAACCAGCUGCUGCAGUCUGCCCACAAGGAAUCCACCUUCGAUGUUAUUUUGUCAGGAGUAGUCCCAGGAAGCACUGCUCUGCAUAGUGCUGAGGUUCUGGCUGAGAUGGCCCGGAUCCUUCGGCCUGGAGGUUGUCUUUUUCUGAAAGAACCAGUAGAGACCGAUAUAGUUAACAACAAAGUGAAGACAGCACCUAAACUGUGUUCAGCCCUGACUCUUUCUGGCCUCGUGGAAGUAAAAGAGCUGCAGCGGGAAUCCUUAAGCCCUGAGGAGAUGCAGUCAGCGCAGGAGCACUUGGGCUGUAGCAGUAAUGGCCUGCUCUGUGUUCAAAUCACAGGCAAAAAGCCCAACUUCGAAGUGGGUUCUUCCAGUCAGCUUAGGCUUUCCAUCACCAAGAAGCCUUCUCCUCCAGUGAAACCUGCUGUGGACCCUGCCACCGCCAAGCUCUGGACCCUCUCAGCCAGUGCCAUGGAGGACGAGGGCAUGGAUCUCAUUGACUCGGAUGAGCUGCUGGAUCCAGAAGAUUUGAAAAAGCCUGAUCCUGCAUCUCUGAGGGCUCCUUCAUGUGGGGAUGGGAAAAAGAGGAAGGCCUGCAAGAACUGCACCUGUGGCCUUGCAGAAGAGCUGGAAAAGGAGAAGUCAAAGGGCCAGAGCUCCCAGCCCAAGUCAGCCUGUGGAAAUUGCUACCUGGGCGAUGCCUUCCGCUGUGCCAGCUGCCCCUACCUCGGGAUGCCAGCCUUCAAACCCGGGGAGCAGGUGCUCCUGAGCAACAGCAACCUUCACGAUGACUAGGGUCCCCACAGGACACAGCUUCUCCUCCGCCAACUCCUGUCCCUCCCAUCCUGCCCAGCACUGUGGCUCCUUCACCGCCUGGGUUCCUCUCUCUGUGAAAUUAUUUACAGGGAGGGCACUGCAGUGCUGUAUAGUGCUGCUGUGUGUCAGCAGACCACAGCCCAACAACAGGGGCCUGCUUUCUCACCCCACACACAGAUAGGAGGAGAGCUGUGCCCUGAAGAAUCCCCUCGUGAAGUUCUGAUGCUGUGACAAGCUCCAGGCUCUCCUCUGGCCUGAGCUCAAUAAUGCUGCUGCUGACCCAGCUUCCCAGGUGCUGGUUCACUCACUGCACUUGGUGCCAUGAGCCAGCCAUCUCAUGGCCUCAGCACCAAAGGAGUCACUCGCCGGUUCCUGUGGUCCGCCCUUGUCCCUGUCUCCAACCUCACCCCAUUCCACUGUAGUGUCUGUGUCCUGUCAUCCUUUCUGUAGGCCAAUAAGUAUUAAACUUAUCUUUUCACGUGGCGUCCGUCAGUCAUCCGCACUUAGCUUGGACCAGGAAAGUUUCUUUUUGUCGCACGCGGGUAAGGGGGUGCCCUUGUGGAGUAGGCCUUUGCAUCUUCUGUAGAAGAGUGCAGGUUGAUAAGAACUUGGGGAGAAGCAGGAUAUACUGAAGCAACAGUGAUUCUGAGCAGGAAACCCCCCUGUUCUCAAUGCCCAACCACACAGUCCUGGAAUCCAUCUCACCAAGUCUUUGGAAAGAUGUGUGGACUUAGGAAACCUGGAUUUUUAUAUUUU
Messenger RNA from Castor canadensis (American beaver), 1839 nucleotides. It is a transcript of the gene Ciapin1, whose product is annotated as cytokine induced apoptosis inhibitor 1. The record is from RefSeq and is a predicted model, not a curated record. Gene Ontology annotation, biological process: iron-sulfur cluster assembly. Gene Ontology annotation, molecular function: iron-sulfur cluster binding. Gene Ontology annotation, cellular component: cytoplasm. NCBI's taxonomy places the organism in Eukaryota, Metazoa, Chordata, Mammalia, Rodentia, Castoridae.